GCCCCGCCUCCUCCAACCUCCUCAGAUCCUCCCUCUCCCUCAACACCCACCUCAGAAAAAUGGCCACCGCCAACACGCCCGCUUUCAACAAAGUGCUCUACGCCCCCCUGGCCGAGAUCGAUCCUGAGGUGCAGAACAUCAUCGACAAGGAGACCUGGCGGCAGUUCUCGGGGCUCGAGCUCAUCGCGUCCGAGAACUUGACCAGCAGGGCAGCCAUCGAGGCCAACGGCUCCAUCCUCACUAACAAGUACUCCGAGGGUCUCCCGGGCGCCCGCUACUACGGCGGCAACGAGUGGAUCGAUGAGCUCGAGGUCCUGUGCCGCAAGCGCGCGCUGCAGGCGUUUAACCUCGACCCCGCCAAGUGGGGUGUCAACGUUCAGCCGUACUCUGGCAGUACCGCAAACUUCGCCGCAUUGACUGCCAUGAUUCAACCUCAGGACCGUAUUAUGGGUCUCGGUCUCCCCGAUGGUGGACAUCUGACCCACGGCUACUACACCGCUAAGAAGAAGAUGACCGCCUCGUCCAUCUACUUCCAGUCCUUCCCUUACGGUAUCGACCCCACCACCCACCUCAUCGACUACGAGGGUCUCGCCAAGCAGGCCAAGAUCUUCAAGCCCCGUCUCAUCAUCUGCGGUGCCUCCGCGUACCCCCGCGACUGGGACUACGGCAACCUCAAGGCCACCGCCGAGCGCGAGGGUGCUUUCCUGAUGGCCGACAUCGCCCACACGAGCGGUCUCAUCGCUGCUCAGGAACUCAACAACCCCUUCGAGUACUGUGAUGUUGUCACUACCACCACCCACAAGACGCUCCGUGGCCCUCGCGCCGGUCUCAUCUUCUUCCGCAAGGAUGGUGACAAGUACGCCGACCUUGAGAAGCGCGUCAACGAGGCCGUCUUCCCCGCGUGCCAGGGUGGCCCCCACAACAACACCAUCGCUGCCGUCGCCACGGCUCUCCUCCAGGUCGCCCAGCCCGAAUUUAAGCAGUACGCGAAGCAGGUCAUCGCCAACGCCCGCGCCCUCGGCGAGACCCUCGUCUCGCACGGCUACAAGCUCCAGACCGGUGGCACUGACAACCACCUGCUCCUCUGGGACCUGCGCCCGCUCGGACUUACCGGUAGCAAGGUCGAGAAGGUUUGCGAUCUCCUCGGCAUAACUAUCAACAAAAACGCCGUGUCCGGCGACGCCUCUGCGCAGACGCCCGGCGGCAUCCGCCUGGGCACGUCGGCGCUCACGUCGCGCAACAUGACGGAGGGCGACGUGCGGCAGGUGGGCGAGUUUUUGCACCGCGCGGUGCAGCUCUCGCUCGUGCUGCAGAAGGAGGCGGGCACGAAGCUGCUCAAGGACUUUGUCCGCGUCGCGACGACGGACUCGGGCAAGGAGGGCUUCACGCAGGUCAAGGCGCUGCACAAGGAUGUUGUCGCGUUUGCGAGGCAGUUCCCGCUCCCCGGCGCGGACGUGAGCACGCUGAAGCGGCCUGCUGGGAUUGAGGAGGAGUUUUAGGUUCUGAGUUCUGGGUGUUAUGUUGGGACUGGGACUUUGGGGUGGUUGAUGACGGUGACGGUGAUUUCUUAUGAUUCAACUUACGUUUAAUUGUAUGUAGCGUAGAGUAGGCAUUCAACAUGAUCUACAAGUACAGAAUGUAUCUAUAAUGCGAAAUGUUCAGUUUUCG
This is a messenger RNA of Coniophora puteana RWD-64-598 SS2, 1668 nucleotides long. Its product is annotated as glycine hydroxymethyltransferase. The transcript is spliced from 9 exons. Gene Ontology annotation, biological process: folic acid metabolic process; tetrahydrofolate interconversion; L-serine catabolic process. The coding region runs from base 60 to 1499 and encodes 479 amino acids. The record is from RefSeq and is a predicted model, not a curated record. Lineage: Eukaryota; Fungi; Basidiomycota; Agaricomycetes; Boletales; Coniophoraceae. Gene Ontology annotation, cellular component: cytoplasm. Gene Ontology annotation, molecular function: pyridoxal phosphate binding; zinc ion binding; serine binding.